Messenger RNA from Pristis pectinata (smalltooth sawfish), 2084 nucleotides. RefSeq names its product bromodomain-containing protein 3-like. Gene Ontology annotation, biological process: chromatin remodeling; positive regulation of transcription elongation by RNA polymerase II. Gene Ontology annotation, cellular component: nucleus; chromatin. The record is from RefSeq and is a predicted model, not a curated record. The transcript is spliced from 11 exons. Bases 1 to 2013 code for a protein of 670 amino acids. Lineage: Eukaryota; Metazoa; Chordata; Chondrichthyes; Rhinopristiformes; Pristidae.
AUGACAGCAACUGAAGAUAAAAGGACCAUGCAUGAACGAACAUUUGUGAAUCCAAAGCCACCAGAAUACUGCAAUCCAAAUAAACCUAGCCGCAUGACAAAUCAGCUGCAAUAUUUGCAGAACGUGGUGGUUAAAGCUUUGUGGAAGCACCAUUUUGCAUGGCCAUUCCAGCAGCCUGUUGAUGCUGUGAAACUAAACUUGCCUGAUUAUUAUCAAAUUACAAAGAAGCCAAUGGAUUUGGGUACAAUCAAAAAGCGUUUGGAAAACAAAUAUUAUUGUAAAGCUAUGGAGUGUAUAGAAGACUUAAAUACAAUGUUUACCAACUGUUAUGUAUAUAAUCGGCCAGGUGAUGAUAUAGUUCUAAUGGCACAAGCACUGGAGAAGCUCUUUUUACAGAAGGUGGCAAAAAUGCCUCAAGAGGAAAUAGAACUUCCAGUGGCUAAUAAGAGAGGAACACAUGGAAAAGGGAAAGGAUCAGUGUCCUCAACCAUGCAAUCAAAAUUAUGUCCACCUGCUUCUGAAGUUGCAAUUCAGAAACCAGUGAUAUCAACCCAAACAAAAACAACUUUGUUGCCAGAUACUCUAGUUCCUCCUCUAAUUUCAGCAAAUCAACCUGUUACAAAAGUAAAGAAAGGUGUAAAAAGGAAGGCAGACACUACUACACCCACCACUUCAAUUUCCAAUAUAAGUAGUGAAUCCUUGUCAAGAAAGCCUACAAAAAUCUGUUCCCAAAAGGUAACCAGUCAGUCCAUCAAGUCACCAACAAAGUAUCUACCAGAUUCUCAACAGCAUCAAGCUGGAAAGAGAGAAAAAAUAAUGGAACAUUUACAAGAUUGUCAUAACAUUCUCAAAGAAAUGUUUGCAAAGAAGCAUGCUGCAUAUGCCUGGCCUUUCUACAAGCCUGUGGAUGCUGAGGCAUUGGGACUUCAUGAUUACCAUGAUAUUAUUAAACACCCCAUGGACCUUAGUGCUGUGAAAAGAAAAUUGGGCAAUCAAGAAUACAAAGAUCAAGAAGAAUUUGCAGCAGAUGUGAGAUUAAUGUUUUCAAACUGUUACAAGUAUAACCCACCAGACCAUGAAGUAGUAGCUAUGGGCCGAAAACUUCAGGAUGUUUUUGAGAUGCUUUUUGCAAAAAUAUGUGAGGAUCCUGUAAAAAGUGCAGUUUUGGUGCAAUCUACAACUCAUAUCACUGAAUCAUCAAGUGAAAACAGUGGUGAGAGCUCCUCUGCUGAAAGUAGCUCUGAAAGCUCAGGAAAAGAGCAGAAGAAACGUCUUGCUCAGCUUGAGGAUCAGUUGAAAGCAGUACAUGAGCAGCUUGCGGCAUUAACACGGAUUCCACUCUCUAAGCUGAAGAAAAGAAACAGAACUAGAAAGGAAAAGAAGAAGAAAGAUAAAAAGAAAUCAAAGAAUUUUGAACAGAAGAAAAUGCAAUCCAAGCAAUCGCUGAAAAAGAAAUCCAAAAAAGGUUCUUUGGAAAUCAGGCACUCAAAGAAAAAGAAGCAGAAAGCUCCUGUUUUGUGUGAUUCAGAAGAAGAGGAUAAUGCUAAGCCAAUGACUUAUGAUGAAAAGAGGCAAUUGAGUCUUGACAUAAAUAAGCUUCCGGGUGACAAACUGGGUCGUGUCGUCCACAUAAUACAGUCAAAGGAGCCAUCCUUGAGAGACUCUAAUCCAGAUGAGAUAGAAAUUGACUUUGAAACUUUAAAACCUUCGACACUUAAAGAACUGGAAAGAUAUGUCAUGGCAUGCCUAAGAAAGAAACAAAAAAAACUUGGAAGAUCUAAGGAAGAAAUUCAAUUGGAGAAAAAACAAGAGCUGGAAAAAAGAUUACAGGAUGUGAGUGGACAUCUGAAUUCUGGAAAGAAACAAGCAAAAACAUCUCAGAAGAAUGAUCCUGCAGAAGGAAUGAGUGGAUUUUCCAGAUUAAGCGAGAGCAGCAGUUCCUCAGACUCUGAAAGUGACAGCAGCAGUAGUGACUCUAGUUCCUCACUUAGCAGUGAUUCUGAACCAGGUUAGAUGUCAACCUCCAUAUGUAAAUGAAUGCAGCCAGAUGUUUAAUCUCUCCAAUACCACUGUCUCCCACCUCU